Rotaria sordida is the source of this 3246-nucleotide messenger RNA. Lineage: Eukaryota; Metazoa; Rotifera; Eurotatoria; Philodinida; Philodinidae. The record is from the annotation of a GenBank genome assembly.
AUGAUGACAACAUUUCUUAAUUCUGAUGCUGCAUGUCGUGUAACGUCUCAAGAAAUUAUAAAAAUUUUACAAACAGAUCCUAAAUUAGGUUUAAAUGAAAAUGAAAUUUUAAAACGACGAAAAUAUUAUGGUCAUAAUGAUUUUGAAAUUGAUGAUGAUGAACCAUUAUGGAAAAAAUAUUUAGGACAAUUUAAAGAACCAAUGAUAUUACUUUUACUUGCAUCAUCAUUGAUUUCAUUAUUAAUGAGACAAUAUGAUGAUGCUGUAUCAAUAACAAUAGCUAUUAUUAUUGUUGUUACUGUUGCAUUUAUACAAGAAAAUCGAGCUGAUAAAGAAAUUGAAGCAUUAAAAAGACUUGUACCACCAAAAUGUGUUUGUAUACGAGAAGGAAAAAGUCAACAUAUUUAUGCAAGAGAUUUAGUACCAGGUGAUUUAUGUAUAUUGGAUAUUGGUGAUCGUGUACCAGCUGAUUUACGUUUAACUGAAGCAAAUGAUAUAUCUAUUGAUGAAUCAUCAUUUACAGGUGAAACAAAACCAUCAAUGAAAAUGGUCGAUUCAAUUUCAUUUGGUUCAAGACAAACAUCGAUUAGUGAUAGACGAAAUAUUGCUUUUAUGGGUACACAUGUACUUAAUGGAAAUGCAAAAGGUAUUGUGAUAUGUACAGGUGAAAAUUCAGAAUUUGGAAAAGUAUUUCAAAUGAUGCAACAACAAGAAGCACCAAAAACACCAUUACAAAAGAGUAUGGAUGCAUUAGGAAAACAACUUUCAUUUUAUUCAUUAAGUAUUAUUGGUUUUAUUGUUAUGGUUGGAUGGUUACAAGGUAGACAUCUUCUUGAAAUGUUUACCAUUGGUGUUAGUUUGGCAGUAGCAGCUAUUCCUGAAGGUUUACCAAUUGUAGUAACUGUAACAUUAGCACUUGGUGUUCAACGUAUGGCAAAACGUGAAGCAAUUAUUAAAAAAUUACCUAUUGUUGAAACACUAGGUUGUGUAACAGUUGUAUGUUCAGAUAAAACAGGUACAUUAACAAAAAAUGAAAUGACUGUGACAAAUAUUAUGACAUCAGAUGGAGAAGUUGCUGAAGUUACAGGUUCAGGUUAUGAUGGUCAAGGUGAUGUUCUAUGUGAUAAUCAACGAGUAACUUAUGAUUCUCAUCCAUUAAUUUCAAAAAUAGUCGAAGUUGGAGCUGUUUGUAAUAAUGCUGAAAUAAUCAAUUCUCAACUUCGUGGUCAACCAACUGAAGGUGCUUUACUUGCUGUUGCAAUGAAAAUGAAUGUUCCUCAUCUUCGUGAACAAUUUCAUCGUGAACGUGAAUGGCCAUUUUCACAUGAAAAUAAAUGGAUGGCUGUACAAUGUACACCAAAAUAUAAUCCAAAUGAAAUACGUUUAUAUGUUAAAGGAUCUAUUGAACAAAUAUUAAGAUUAUCUAAACGAUAUUUACAUCAAGGUGCGGGUGUACAAUUAACAGAUAAUAAAAUUCGAGAAUUUUUGACGGAUUCAAAUCAAAUGGCAGCUAAAGGAUUACGAAUUUUGGCGAUGGCAAUAGGAACUUCACUUGAAGAUUUAACAUAUGUUGGUAUGGUUGGAAUUAUUGAUCCUGAACGUUCACAAGUUAAAGAAGCUGUUGCUCAAUUAAAAUCAGGUGGUGUUAUUGUUAAAAUGAUAACAGGUGAUGCUGAAAAAACAGCAAAGGCAAUAGCUUUACGUUUAAAUAUUUAUAAGAGUAAUGAUUUAUCUGUAUCUGGUGAAGAUCUUGAUCAUAUGAAUGCAGCUGAUAUACGUGAUAUUGUUUCACAAGCAUCUAUAUUUUAUCGUGUCAGUCCAAAACAUAAAUUAACUAUUGUUAAAGCAUUACAAGCUCAAGGACAUAUUGUUGGUAUGACAGGUGAUGGUGUUAAUGAUGCAGUUGCACUUAAAGCAGCUGAUAUUGGUAUAGCUAUGGGACAAACAGGUACUGAUGUAUCUAAAGAAGCAGCUGAUAUGAUUCUUGUUAAAGAUGAUUUUUAUACAAUUAUGGCAGCAAUCGAAGAAGGUAAAGGAAUAUUUCAUAAUAUACAAAAUUUUGUUCGAUUUCAAUUGAGCACGAGUAUUGCUGCAUUAAGUUUAAUAACACUUUCAACUGUUUUUCAUUUUCCUAAUCCAUUAAAUGCUAUGCAAAUUCUUUGGAUUAAUAUUCUUAUGGAUGGACCACCAGCUCAAAGUCUUGGUGUUGAACCUGUUGAUCAUGAUGUAUUAAAAAAACCACCAAGAAAAGUUACAGAUCCAAUGAUUGAUAAACGAUUAAUCGCUCAUAUAGUUACAAGUGCUACUGUAAUUGUUAUUGGAACUUUAUGUGUUUUUUAUGCUGAAAUGAGAGAUGGAAAAGUAACACCAAGAGAUACAACAAUGACAUUUACAUGUUUUGUCUUUUUUGAUAUGUUUAAUGCACUUAGUUGUCGAUCUCAAACAAAAUUUCUUUUUGAGAUUGGUCUUUUUUCAAAUCGAUUUUUUGUUGUUGCUGUAUUUCUUUCUAUUAUUGGUCAAUUAGCUGUUAUUUAUUUACCACCAUUACAAUAUGUAUUUCAAACAGAAGCGCUUAGUGCUGCAGAUUUAUUCUAUCUAACAUGUUUAACAUCAUCUGUAUUUCUUGUUAAUGAAUUUCGUAAAUUAAUCUCGAGAAUUAUUCUUAAACGUCAUAUUAAUCGUAAAAGCAUGAUGAUUCAUCAAUGGAUGGUUUAGUUACAGAUACAGAAUUACUUUACAAAUAGAGAAAUAAUUAUCUCACCGUAUUCAAUACAUAUCUAAGACGUUUUACAAAAUUGUAAAUUGUCAAUUAUUCUACUUGUUUUUUUUUUUUAUUUAUUUCAACUUUUAUUGUUAUGUCUUGUCGUAAAUCUGUUGAAUUUUUUUUUCAAAAAAAAAAACAAAAUACAAAAGAACAAACACAAAAGAAUUAUCUGGCAUGCACAUUAAGAAUACAAGAUGCAUUAUUGAAAACGAACAAUUAAUAAAUAGAAUGUUUAAAAUAAUUGAAUAAACAAAAUAAAAAGUGAAAUGUAUAAAAUCUUGAAAAUAUCUCAUUGCUAGACGAUAUUCGAGUAAUAAAUUGUCAACAAUGAGAUGUUUCUAAAUAAAUAAUAAUAUUCUUCUUACGAUAGAGGUUAAUUCUUCAAUAUUCAGAUGGAAAACCAAGUCAUGUUACAUUAAUAUAAUAAUAAUUUAAAUCAGUUUGUUUAACAUUAAUAACUGUUAAACAUGAUAGAAUACACG